Penicillium bovifimosum is the source of this 1875-nucleotide messenger RNA. RefSeq lists its product as uncharacterized. The record is from RefSeq and is a predicted model, not a curated record. Gene Ontology annotation, cellular component: fungal-type vacuole membrane; TORC1 complex. Bases 1 to 1875 code for a protein of 624 amino acids. Lineage: Eukaryota; Fungi; Ascomycota; Eurotiomycetes; Eurotiales; Aspergillaceae. The transcript has a single exon.
AUGCCUAAUUCUAAUACUUCGAACACCUCCUCCCCCGUCAAGCGCCCCGGUCUCGGUCGACGUGCUGUGUCCUCCCAUGCGGUGGUCACGCGCGCUGCCAAUCCUAACGACCUGUCGCAGUCUCACACGCAGAAGGCACCCGUGCAUCACAAGCCUCACCGCGCCCAUGUCGUUGGCGGUCACCGCAAUCAUCACCGCAACCCCUCAACUGGCAAAACCUUCAAUAAAUUCCAGCGAUCACAACUAGGUCUCGAGACCGCUGGGCGGCAUCAUCAGCGCAAGAAGUCAGCCCCCGCAACGCCAGUGGCCAGCCCCAAGGACAGCACCCGCAUCCACUGGGAUAACGCCGUGCAUGACCGUCGAACCGACCUUUCCAUGAAAAGAAACAAUUCCACUCCUGCGUUGCAUCGGAAUCCAUACGCACUCGGGAAAAAGGCGUUGGUGACCGACCGACCGGCCACCAGCGCUGCAAAGAAGAAGACGGUCGGCUUUGAGCUGGCUGAUGAUGAAACGGACGAAGCUGAAUGGGAAGAUACAACACAGUCGCCCGAAAGUACGAGACGCAACUCUGUGGCACCACUAAAUCCUAGCGCGGACAACGGCACCGUCCUUGUCGACCACCUUACCUUUGUGAAGCGGCCCUAUCCACAAGCGCCUCGAGCGACCAGUCUUCCCGAGUCGAUUACCAACAAGUUUGCCCGAGAGCGUAGUGAACUAGACGAGGACGAGGACGAGGAGGAUGAACAACACGACUCGGAAGUUGAGACCGACAAGUCGACACAGCACACGGAACACGGAGACAUCGCAACCCGCCUCCUAAGCCCUUCGCAUUCGACUAAAGCACCCCCCGCCAUGUCUUCGAUUUCGGCCAUGGUGAAGCCAGAAGCCAAGAAUCUCAACCCUGCAUCGCGUAGUAGCGCAUCUCUCAACUUAGCUGCUGGCCAGGACAACGCCCGGCGUACAUUCUCCACAACUAGCAUGGCAAGCAUGCCGGGUUCUCACCCCCAAGCCGCCUCAUCCUCUAUGGAAGGUGGUGUCUCGAGGUUCAUUAUGAAUAAGAACGGCAUGCAGGCAUCCUCUCGCACCGAUUCAGACUCGAAUACCCCAUCUUCGUUCCUUCCCCAUUACCACCCGCAAACACCACCAUCCCCUCAUACUGCGGCUACUCAGCCGACCUCAUCUCCUGCACGGCCGCGAGGGGCCGAACUACCUUCUCGCACGCAACAGAAACUCUGGCUUCAGCGCACCGCCACUCUCAAUAACUCUCCUCCCGAUACUCAUGGAGUGGCUGCAACAGUUCCGCCGUCUGGAGUUGAUGCAAAUUUUAGCGGCGCUAGCCACGCACGCCCCGGUGCUGGCACUUAUGAUGCCAACAGGGUGAACGGCGAGGGUCGAGCUGGCGGUGCAGGGCACGACAGCGAAACCCGUCAUAUUCGCAAGGCAUACGAGAGGACAUCUUUGGAAUUGAUGGUCGUGAGACGUUUCCAGUCUCCUACUGGCCAGAGCUUUGCUCGUCUUCGUCACCUCGCCCAGGUCAACAAAGCGGUACCUGGACCAGUUCUCGGUAAAGCAGUCAAAUCAGCACCUCACUUGCCCCUUCUUCAGCAAGACAAACGACCCAAUCGUCUCAGCUCCAACCCUGCAUCUAGUUCCCAAUUGGGUAAUACGAUCUCCACCGGAGAUACAGCCACGAACAGCGAUCCUACCAGUGCCCCACAGGAUGCCAAGUCUAAUGACCCGUCUCAUCGCAUUCUCUCCACCUCAGCCGAAGGCAUGGGCGAUUCGGGUGAAAACACCCAGGGAUUCCAGAUGAGUGACAGCGAUAUGCUGAUCCGCCGGAUGUGGGAGAGCCGAGAGGUCGCCAUCCACGGUUAA